Geosmithia morbida is the source of this 1155-nucleotide messenger RNA. Its product is annotated as Serine protease, subtilisin family. The coding region runs from base 1 to 1155 and encodes 384 amino acids. Gene Ontology annotation, biological process: proteolysis. Gene Ontology annotation, molecular function: serine-type endopeptidase activity. The transcript is spliced from 3 exons. NCBI's taxonomy places the organism in Eukaryota, Fungi, Ascomycota, Sordariomycetes, Hypocreales, Bionectriaceae. The record is from RefSeq and is a predicted model, not a curated record.
AUGCGUGCCUCUACCCUUCUCGCUCUCCUGCCUGUGGCUAUGGCCGCUCCUUCUAUCGUGAAGCGCAGCUCGCUCGCUCCCAUCAUCACCCCCCGAGAUGCUCAGGUCAUCGACGGAAAGUACAUCGUCAAGUUCAAGGACGAUAUUAUCAAGACGGCCGUCACCUCUGCCAUCUCCUCCAUCAGCGCCAAAGCUGACUACACUUACUCCGAGGCCUUCAACGGCUUCGCCGGCAGCCUGACUCCCGAGGAGGUUGAGACCCUCCAGAAUGACCCCACCGUCGAGUACCUUGAGCAGGACGCCGUCAUCAGCAUCAGCGCGACACAGUCCAACGCCCCUUGGGGUCUUGCUCGCAUCUCCAGCUCCGAGCCCGGAGGCACCACUUACACCUACGACGCUAACCCUGGCGCUGGCACUUGCGCCUACAUUGUCGACACUGGCAUUGACACUACCCAUUCAGAGUUUGGUGGCCGUGCCAGCUUCGCCGCCAACUUUGUUGACAGCAACGACGGGGAUGGCGAAGGCCAUGGUACCCAUGUCGCCGGUACUGUCGGCGGUAUUACCUACGGUGUUGCUAAGGAGACCACUCUCUACGCCGUCAAGGUUCUCGGUGACGACGGUAGUGGUAGCACCUCUGGUGUUGUCGCUGGUAUGCAGUUUGUUGUCACCGAUGCCCCCAGCAGGAGCUGCCCCUCGGGUGUCGUGGUGAACAUGUCCCUUGGUGGCGGCUACUCCAGCUCCAUCAACUCUGCCGCCGCAGCUAUUGUCGACGCGGGGAUUUUCUUGGCUGUCGCAGCUGGAAACGAUGGCGCCGAUGCCGAGUCGUCCUCCCCUGCUUCUGCGCCCUCCGCAUGCACUGUUGGUGCCACGGACUCCAGCGAUGUUCUUGCCUACUUCUCCAACUACGGCAGUGUCGUCGACGUCCUCGCCCCCGGUGUUGAUAUCCUCUCUUCCAUCCCCGGAGGUGGCUCUGAGACGCUCUCCGGCACUUCCAUGGCCUCCCCUCACGUUGCUGGCCUUGGAGCCUACCUCCUGGGCAAGGGCUCCAGCGUCUCUGACCUCUGCUCUACUAUCGCCAGCUCUGCUCUCGAGAAUGUCAUCUCCGACGUCCCCAGUGGCACUGCCAACCUCCUCAUCAACAACGGCUACAAAUAA